AUGCUCUCAUCUGUAAAGGAUUCCCACAACUAUGAGCACGCGGAGGACGCAGCUGAACAUGGACAUCAUCAGAAGUUCGGGGCCGACAUUAAUCUGAACCAACAUGGCGCUGAUUAUACGCCGCUCCACUUCGCCGCAUUGUCCGGAAAUACGCACGUGUGCCGCCAGCUCCUGGAUGCGGGCAUCAAUCCGAACRGUAUAAACAGCGUGAAUCGCACUGCCUCGCAGAUGGCCGCCUUUGUGGGCAAUCACUCGUGUGUGGAGACCAUUAACAACUAUGUGACACGCGCCAGCCUGGAGUACUACACACAGCCGCAUGGUCAGCAAACAGAGCCGUACAUUCCAGUCGUGCUUCUGCGGUCUUUCCACAGCUUUGUUACGGAAAUCAAUCUGCAUCCCGUUCGAAUCACGCUAAAUGCCCAGUCGUUGGGUCUCCUCAAGAUACUGCCCAAUCUUCGCAAGGCUCUGUCGCUGAUGUGCGAGAAGGAGAUGCAGAAGACCCACGACAUAAACGAGCUGCUCGCAUUUAAAUUCCACUACUUGGCAUGGAUCGUCAGGGAGCUUAUGCGCUGCGAGGAGCAGUUCAAGGCSCAGCACAAGGAGAAGGCCGACGACAGCGAGGCCAACAAAAACGAUUUCGUUGAGGUGUUCAUAAAGCGUGUCCUCAAGGAGAACAAACUCGGCCAGCUGGACUACGUCGAGUAUACUGUGCGUGAAUGCGCUCGAGAGUUUCCCUACCGCGAGUGCACCAUCUUUCGCCAAAUAGCCACRCAGCUGGGCGCGAAGGACGCGCCUCCUGCUCUCGUCAUCCUCCGCAACGCCAUCAACGGAUUGCGCGGAUUUGUGGACGAGUGCAGCUACUGCAGCACGUGUGGCCAAGAGAAGCCCGACAAGAAGUGCUCCAAGUGCAAGGCGGUCAAGUACUGCGACCGCGAGUGCCAGCGUCUGCAUUGGUUCAUGCACAAAAAGAGUUGUCCCCGUCUCUUGGCAUCUGUGCUGGCCGGGGCUAAGGAGCAGCCAAAGGCGCCCAUCGACACGUCCGAACUGCAAGAGGAGCUGUCCAAGCUGACAGCAUAAUGUCCUGAUUACCUGCAUUUU
Drosophila arizonae is the source of this 1098-nucleotide messenger RNA. RefSeq names its product ankyrin repeat and MYND domain-containing protein 2. The record is from RefSeq and is a predicted model, not a curated record. Gene Ontology annotation, molecular function: protein binding. Lineage: Eukaryota; Metazoa; Arthropoda; Insecta; Diptera; Drosophilidae.